Messenger RNA from Haplochromis burtoni (Burton's mouthbrooder), 1102 nucleotides. RefSeq names its product intelectin. NCBI's taxonomy places the organism in Eukaryota, Metazoa, Chordata, Actinopteri, Cichliformes, Cichlidae. The record is from RefSeq and is a predicted model, not a curated record. Gene Ontology annotation, molecular function: oligosaccharide binding. The transcript has 9 exons. Bases 89 to 1102 code for a protein of 337 amino acids.
AUUUCGACCCGGGACAGGAUCUACAUGUACCAGAAAACAGCUUCAUUAUUACCAAGACAGCUCCUUCAAGAAGAAACACAGCUAAAAGAUGUUACACAACAUAUUUUUGCUUUUUGUGGGUCUGCUGUCAUUGGAACAUGUGUCCUUUGCAGAGGUUCCUUCUUCACAAAUAGUAAAUAUCACAGAAACAAGAGAGUAUGCUGAGAGGAUGCAGAACUUUACCAGGACAAAUUUUGAGCACUUGGAGAAAGUGAGGAACAGAUCCAUUCGUGUUGCAAGGAGCUGUAAAGACCUCAGGGACAGAUAUGAUGAACGAGAAGAUGGAGUAUACUACCUGACAACAGGUAAUGGCAUGCUGUACCAGACUUACUGUGACAUGACCACAGCUGGAGGCGGAUGGACGCUGGUGGCGAGCGUCCAUGAGAACAGCGUUUAUGGAAGGUGCACUGUGGGUGAUCGCUGGUCCAGCCAGCAGGGCAACAAUGCUGACCUGCCAGAUGGAGACGGGAACUGGUCCAACAGAAACACCUUUGGAACAGUAGAGAGCGCCACUGCUGAUGACUUUAAGAAUCCAGGUUACUAUGAUAUAACAGCUGAGGACAUGUCUGUGUGGCACAUUCCCAACAAGUUGCCGCUGGAGCACUGGAACCAGGAAGCUGCAGCCGUCCUCCGCUACCACACUGAAAACCGCUUCCUCAGACUGUAUGGAGGAAAUCUCUUUCAGCUCUUCAAGCAAUAUCCAGUGAGAUACAAUGUUGGGUCAUGCGGUGAGAGAGGGCCAGCUAUUCCCAUCGUAUACGACCACGGGGAUAAGGAGUCCACCAGAAUGUUGUAUGGACCCAAUUCAAGAAACGAAUUUGAACCAGGCUUCAUCACAUUCAGAGCAAUAAACAAUGAACGUGCCGCCAUGGCUAUCUGCUCUGGUGUCAAGCCAACUGUUGGUUACAACACUGAACAUUACUGUAUAGGAGGAGGAGGAUAUUUCCACCCUGAGCAGUGUGGGGACUUCCCAUCAUUUGACUACGACAGACUGGGUGGGAUGCAAGGCUGGAGCACCUCCAGAGAGAUGACUGAGGCUGCUGUCUUACUGUUUUACCGCUGA